This is a messenger RNA of Lampris incognitus (smalleye Pacific opah), 2953 nucleotides long. It is a transcript of the gene cavin1a, whose product is annotated as caveolae associated protein 1a. The transcript is spliced from 2 exons. The record is from RefSeq and is a predicted model, not a curated record. Gene Ontology annotation, biological process: transcription initiation at RNA polymerase I promoter; termination of RNA polymerase I transcription. Gene Ontology annotation, molecular function: rRNA primary transcript binding. Lineage: Eukaryota; Metazoa; Chordata; Actinopteri; Lampriformes; Lampridae. Bases 326 to 1609 code for a protein of 427 amino acids. Gene Ontology annotation, cellular component: caveola; cytoplasm.
CUGGUUUCAUAGGGAGCAGAGGCAUUUGAGUCAGGGCACACAUGCCUCAGCAGUGACAGGCUCUGCUCCCUUUGGCUGGCUGGCAUCCCAGAGCAGACACAGAGAGAGAAAGAGAAAGACCGAGAGAGUCGCAUAUUAGGGCCAGCGGGGGAACGAAAGGUUGAAGUAGACUAGAAAGAAGCAAGUAAGUAGAGGAUACGGUUGUCUGAAAGGGGAAAGCCUUCAGAUCUGAUUUUUGGGCAGGGUGGCUUCUGCAGGUUGUUUUCCAGCAGUGUAUUCUUAUCCUAAGUGAGCGUUGUGAGCGGUGUGUUUGGUGUAGACAGACAUGGCGGAUUCAGGUGUGAAGCUGGAGGGGGGGGUCUUAGCAGAGGUUCCCUACGAUGAUGACGAAGUGGCCCUGGUGGGUGCCGCCACAGAGCCGGCCGUAGAUGACGAUGACGACUCUGACGAGGAGGUGGACCUGGUGCUGGCCGCCGGCCCCAGAGACAAGAGUGAGGCGCAGGUGAACGGCGUCAUGGUUCUCUCCCUGCUAGAUAAGAUCAUCGGUGUGGUGGACCAGAUCCAGCACACCCAGAACGGGCUGGAGGCUCGGCAAGAGUCCAUGGAGAAGUCCGUGUCGGGCAUACAGGGGGAGCUGGCGAAGCUGUCCAAGAGUCACACAAGCACCGCCAAUACGGUCAACAAAAUGCUGGAAAAGGUACGCAAGGUCAGUGUCAACGUGAAGACAGUGCGAGGCAACCUGGAGAAGCAGGCGGGCCAGAUCAAGAAGCUGGAGAGCAACGAGAACGAGCUGCUCAAGAGACGCAACUUCAAAGUUCUCAUCUACCAGGAAGCGAUGAAGACACCAAAGUCCUCUAAGCCCAAAGCAGCAGAGACGGUAACAGAAGGAAGUGCGGUGGAAGGCUUGGAGCUGAUACCUGAGGAGGGGGGCGAGGGGGUCCCCGUCGCCCUCAACUCUGACGAGGAAGUGGAGAUCGAGGAGAUCAUCGAGGAGUCUCGUGCUGAGCGCAUCAAGCGCACCAGCAAACAGCGCGUGGACAACAUAAAGAAGGCCUUCUCCAAAGAGAAAAUGGAGAAGACCAAGCUGAAGACCAAGGAGAACCUGGAGAAGACCCGGCAGAGGACCCGCGAGAACCUAGAGAAGACCCGGCAGAGGACCCGUGAAAACCUGGAGAAGACCAAGCACAGCUUGGAGAAGAAGAUGAAUAAGCUGGGCUCCCAUUUGACCCCAAACCAAGAGCGCAAGCAGAAACUGAAGGGCUCCAGCGAUAAGAUGAAGAAGUCGCUGACCCCAGACCACACCAUGUAUGCCCGCUCCAAGACGGCUGUGUACCGUGUGCCCCCCUUCACCUUCUACGUGAAGAAGAUCCGUGACGGGGAGGAGCAGGAGGAUGAAGAGGUGGUGCACAACACAGAGAUGAUAGAGGUAACUAAGACCGAAGCCCUGUCGGAGGAAGAGGGGGAAGUGCUGGAUGUGCACCUGGAGGUGGAGGAGGGGGAGCUGGUGAGCGUAGAUGGUCCGGAGAUGGGGGCAAUCCUGGAGGUGGCUGAGGACUCUCAGCUGGUCAUGGUGGAGGCUGACCACCUAAAGAAGACGCACAACGAGUAGGCCAGACCCUGGCUCUGCACUGCUGCGAUUCGUGGAAGGAUACAAGAAAGAUAGAGAGAAAUCUCAAUGAAUGAGUCUAAACACAAGGACACCAUAUUAGUUAUAGAGACUCUCUGGACAUAAUCACAAUCUAUGAAGUCUCAUUUAUUUUAUUUUUUUUCUUUUUCUUAACCAAUGAGGGAUGACUUUUACAUUGAUAUUUGCUCAGUUUUAGAGAAGAAAUUAAACAAAACAAAAAAAACAAAAACAUCUAAACGCUAGUUUUUAAAACAUGCUGCAGUCUCUUUUUCUCAUUCCUUGUUUACUCAGCUUUUUAGAGUUCCCAGUGGAGGAACACAAUCAUUCACCGCAACAGUAAUCCUAGAUUUGGAGGUCCGGGAUAUUUGUUGUCUAUCGAAUUUCGCUGUUUUUUUUUGUUUUUGUUUUUUUGUUUUUUUUUAAUGGAGUGGCCACAAUGAGAAAGGUAUAAAUAGUCUUUGCUUUGUAGAUUUGAUGUACAAUAAUUGCCAUGUAAGAUAUAUACACACAAAUAAGAAUGUUAACAGGAGGUUGCUUACAGGGUAUGGGUUGUAGUCAGUGGUGUGUGGUCAUGCAACAUGCAUGCCAGAAGGAAAGGACUGAAUGAUGGGUGUCUUAGGAGAUGAGAAGACAAAAAAGGGAUGGAUUUGAUGUAUUUUCCUUGACUGAAGAGUUUACAUAUACAUUAACCACAUAUGCACAAAGCAGUCUCAGCCGACUGAAAUGACAUCAGGAAGCCCUUUACUGCAAAUGUGGGCUCAUCUUACACAGCCAUUGUGCCAAGUGUUUCAACAUAAGUUUCAAUAUAAGUUUGUCUCAUAUUAAACAGUGAGUGGCCGGCGACUGAAAAAGUGAGAUGAUUGGUGGUGUUAUCCCGAACCUUAUCAGGGAAUGAAAGGUUUGAUCCCUCCUUUGAAAUAUUUAAGGUGGAAAAUUUCAAUGGAAAAUCUGCUAAUUUAUAAAAUACAUCAUAUUAUAAAAUUGUAAACUACAUAUGAUGUGACAGUUUUAAGGGGUUAAUGUGGCUCAUUGUUUUAAGCCAACCAACAAAUGAUUUUGUUUUGUGUUCAAGCAAAAAGGGAAGGGGGUCAUAAAACUUCCUCCCUAAGAGAUUCUAAGUUGUACAAUGUUAUUAUGUUGGAGAUAGAGUUCUCUGUAUUUAUUCUGGAUUGUUGUCUGAAAAUGGGCACUUAUUUCAGAUUGAUUCAGCACUCGUGAUCAAAUGCCAAAGAUUGAUGCAAUUAGCAAUUAGAAUGUAAUCUUUGCUACUGUGUUUCUUCAUAUUGCACGUUUAAUGACAUAAGUAAAAACACACUUUGAAUUUUA